Pecten maximus is the source of this 818-nucleotide messenger RNA. RefSeq names its product L-xylulose reductase-like. Gene Ontology annotation, molecular function: L-xylulose reductase (NADPH) activity; carbonyl reductase (NADPH) activity. The coding region runs from base 75 to 809 and encodes 244 amino acids. NCBI's taxonomy places the organism in Eukaryota, Metazoa, Mollusca, Bivalvia, Pectinida, Pectinidae. Gene Ontology annotation, biological process: xylulose metabolic process; glucose metabolic process. The record is from RefSeq and is a predicted model, not a curated record. The transcript has 7 exons.
GAUCAUGAUGAUGAAUCCUCCGAGGUGUACCGAAUGCAUCUGCAGCUGAUUUUGGAGCUGUUUCAAACAUCAUCAUGGACAUAUCUUUUCACGGCAAACGGGCACUCGUGACAGGUGCUGGUAAAGGUAUUGGACGUGAAAUUGCAAAGAAGCUAGUAGAAUGUGGAGCAGAAACGUUUGCCCUCAGUAGGACACAGGCAGACCUGGACUCCUUAAAGUCUGAGGUACCUAGCAUGAACAUUGUGCAGGCUAAUUUACAAGACUGGGAUGGUUCAAGGAAAAUUGUUGAACAGCUUGGUCCCAUUGAUCUUCUUGUCAACAAUGCUGGAGUGGCGAGGAAUGCUCCAUUCCUGGAGGUCAAGAAGGAGCAACUUGAUUUUACAUUUGACAUUAACUUGAAGGCUAUAGUAAAUGUAUCACAGGUGUGUGUAAAAGGAAUGAUAGAGAGGGGACAAGGAGGUGCUAUUGUCAACAUGUCCAGCGUAGCUUCCACAAUGGCUUUUCAAGACUAUUCAAGCUAUGGUGCCUCAAAGGGUGCUGUAGACAUGAUCACCAAGAUCAUGUGUCUGGAACUUGGUCCACACAAGAUAAGAGUAAAUUCUGUGAAUCCGACUAGUGUAAGGACAAGGAUGAGUGAGAAAGGAUGGGGUGAUCCGGCUAAGUCUGGCCCAAAGUUGGCAAGAACUCCAUUAAAUAAGUUUGCAAAGUUAGAAGAUGUUGUGAAUGCCACUCUGUUCCUGCUGAGUGACAAGAGUGCAAUGGUCAAUGGUACCUCCAUGCUAUUGGAAGGAGGACUGUGUUGUAGCUAGAGAACCUGC